Messenger RNA from Hydractinia symbiolongicarpus, 546 nucleotides. RefSeq lists its product as uncharacterized. The transcript has a single exon. Bases 1 to 546 code for a protein of 181 amino acids. Lineage: Eukaryota; Metazoa; Cnidaria; Hydrozoa; Anthoathecata; Hydractiniidae. The record is from RefSeq and is a predicted model, not a curated record.
AUGUUUCCGCUCAUUGAAUCCCACCUUCAGCUCUAUGUCACUUUUAUGUCAACGUGGGUCAAAUAUGCUACUAUUAAGGUGUACUUGUGUGGGAUACAGUACCAAAGUCUAAUCUGUGGAUUUUCCGAAAAGAUAUCUGACAUGGGAAAAUUGUACUACGUAAUAAGGGGUAUUCGGCGAACUGAGAAUGUUGUAAGCCGCCAGAGACUGCCAAUCACGCCCUCCCACCUACACGAAAUGCUAAGAUUUAUCAACAAUUCAUGUUUUUCAUUUUGUGACAAAGCUAUGUGGCGAUGCCUUAUUUUGUUUGCCUUGUUUGGUCUGUUAAGAGUUUCGGAAUAUGUUUGCCCUUCCAAAACCAAUUUUGAUCCCCAUAUUCACUUGUCCCAAUCCGAGUUUAGCUUCUCACCUUGCAACAAUACUCUUUAUAUGACUAUCAAAAGUUCUAAAACCCAUCCCUGUAGGAAAACAUUUCAAAUUAGGUUUGGGAGGAUUAAGGGUGAUUUGUGUCCUGUCAAAGCUUUCUCUCAAUUUCUUGUGUACUGA